ACGGUCGCGCCUCUCGACGCUCUGAACGGACGAACGUUUCAGUGAAAACACGCUUAUCACUAUCGUGUUUAAUAACAAACUUGUAGUCUUCAUUCAAUGUAGUAAAAUUAUUUUUCAAACUGAACUAUAUUACGAAAUAGUUAAGUGAACUUCGGACGUUUCAGCAGAUGUGGACUGUUUAUGUGAAAAUUUUGAUUACGUUAUCCCGGACUGUGAAUUAUCGAACUGUGGACUGAGAUCAUUUCAUCAUGAGCAUUAGCACGUUAAGGAUUAUUUGUUUAAAUUGAUGCCGAAAUAGACUUUAUAAAUUGAUGGAUACUUCACUUCCGCCAAGGGGACGCUACAUACGAAAGCCGACGGAAAAAACAUGACACUGAGCCUACCGUGUCUUGUUUUCUUUCUUCCUUGAUAUUUGAUUUAACCCAUAAUGGCUCUUCAGCAAACAUCUUCAAAAAAACAACUCCUCGGGCAAAUCUUAUUUUGGUUCGUUGUUGGACUUAACGUCGCCGAUCAGAGCUCAUUGCCACUGAAAUAUGAAGCUCCGGAUGACUGUCAGUGGUGGCUUAGAGGUCCUAAUGAUGCUCACGAAGUUUCGCUAAUGUGUAAACUUCGAACUAUAAACAGUGAGUUUGACACAACAAACUUCAGUGUCAUCCCUUCAGAACACACAACGUCUCUGAGGAUAGAGUGCAAUGAGGAAAUGAUGUACAAGAGCUCAUUAGAUGACCGUAGUUUCGCGCAUUUGGUGAAACUGCGUGAACUUGUUUUGGAUAACUGUAAAAUUGGAAGAUGGCCGCCCGGCGUUCUAUCCGGUCUAAGAGAUCUUCGAAAUUUAACGAUCCGAACGAAAAACACAGAGUGGGCUGCUAUGAGCUUAGAGAUAGCAUCGGAGAGCUUUACGGCUGUUCGGCAAUUGGAAAAGUUAGACCUCAGUUUUAACAACAUCUGGUCGUUUCCCGAAAACUUGUUUUGCCCUCUAACUAAUUUAGUUUACUUGAACGUAUCUUCCAACCGACUGCAAGAUGUAAGUGAUUUGGGAUUCAGAGAGAGGGCAAUGCAUCAAGCUCUAAUUAGUGAACAAGACGGGCCGGCUCCUUCGGUUAGAACCACGUCACAUUCAACGUGCUUACUAGAUAUAGAAGUCUUAGAUGCAUCAAACAAUCAUUUCGUAUUAAUGCCUGAGAAUGGCUUCAUGGCACUUAGAAGAUUAAAGGAACUACACAUUCAUGACAAUGAAAUUUCAAUGGUGGCUGACAAAGCUCUUUCUGGAUUAAAACAGUUAUCGAUAAUCGACCUAUCAAAUAAUAAAAUCGUCGCUCUUCCACAAGAUUUGUUUAAAGAUUGUAGACCAGUGAUUAAGGAAAUUUAUUUACAAAACAAUUCUAUUAGUGUGCUUUCACCGAGUCUUUUCGCUAACUUAGAUCAGUUAUUAGCAUUGGACUUAUCAAACAAUCAUUUAACGAGCACUUGGAUCAAUGAAAAUACAUUCACUGGACUUAUAAGAAUGGUAUUGUUAAAUUUAUCUAACAAUCGACUGACCAAACUAGAUCCGAAGAUUUUCAAAGACCUGUAUACUCUGCAGAUAUUGAACGUACAGCACAAUAUGUUAGAAAGUAUCGCUGCUGAUACUUUCGCUCCAAUGAAUAAUCUUCACACUUUGAUUUUGUCUUAUAAUAAAAUAUCUCACAUCGACGCUUACGCCUUGAAUGGACUGUACGUAUUGUCUUUGCUAUCUAUAGACAACAAUCACCUGGAGGAUCUUCAUCCUGAAGCUUUUAGAAAUACAUCUUCCUUGCAAGAUUUGAAUUUAAAUGGAAAUCGUUUAAAGAAAGUACCUAUUGCUUUAAGAAAUAUGCGACUACUGAGGACUCUUGAUCUUGGAGAAAAUCAGAUAACGUCAUUGGAAGAACCCGGCUUUGUGGGUUUGCACAACGUGUAUGGCCUACGUCUUAUUGGAAAUAAAAUAGAAAAUAUAAGCAAAGACGUCUUUUCUGAUUUGCCAUCUCUACAAAUUUUAAAUCUAGCACGAAAUAAACUUAAACAGAUUGAUAUGAACGCAUUUGAGACAUUAAAUAAUUUACAAGCCAUAAGAUUGGACGCUAACCAACUCACGAAUAUCCAAGGCCUGUUUGUAAAUAUACCGUCUCUGUUGUGGUUGAACGUGUCAGAUAACCAAAUAGAAUGGUUUGAUUACGCCGUUAUUCCCGCGGGACUUCAAUGGUUAGAUCUCCAUAGCAACAACAUCAAAGAAUUAGGAAAUAACUAUCGCUUAGAUAAAGAACUUCGUCUCCAAACAUUAGACGCUAGUUUCAACAAAAUGACAAAAAUAUCUACAUUUUCAAUUCCCAGUAGUGUCGAGCUUCUGUUCCUGAAUGAUAAUCAAAUUACACAAGUUGAAGCACAAACUUUUGUUGGAAAAACCAAUUUAACGAGAGUCGAUUUGUAUGCAAAUCAGAUAACUAGCAUGGAUCUCAAUGCGCUUAUUCUGACUCCGGUCGAUCCAGGGCGACCCCUACCCGAAUUUUAUAUUGGCGGAAAUCCGUUUCAGUGCGACUGUACUAUGGAGUGGCUACAACGUAUCAAUAAACUUGAUCACCUCCGGCAACAUCCCCGUGUGAUGGACUUAGAAAGCAUUUACUGCAAGUUAUUAUAUAAUCGUGAAAGGACCUAUAUUCCAUUAAUAGAGGCGGAAUCAUCUCAAUUUUUGUGUACUUAUAAAACUCACUGUUUUACUUUGUGUCAUUGUUGUGAUUUUGACGCUUGUGAUUGUGAAAUGACGUGUCCAUCAAAUUGCACGUGUUAUCAUGACCAACCGUGGUCAGCAAAUAUUGUGGACUGUUCGGCUGCCGGGUAUUCUGAAAUACCUAAUACUAUACCUAUGGACGCUACUGAACUAUAUUUAGACGGUAAUAAUUUUGGUGGAUUAACAAGUCACGCCUUUAUUGGACGUAAAAACCUAAAAAUAUUGUAUGCGAAUAAUUCUAAUAUAGACGCUCUCUACAAUAAUACAUUUAGUGGACUAAAACGCUUAACAGUAUUGCAUUUAGAAAAGAACAAUAUAAAAGAGUUGCUCGGUUUUGAAUUGUCGCCUCUGGAAAGUUUACGCGAGUUACAUCUACAAGACAAUAAAAUACACUACAUCGAUAAUCGUACUUUCAUAGAGUUGAGGCAUUUAGAGGUGCUACGUUUGGAAGGGAAUAACAUUUACGGCUUUGCUGUGUGGCAAUUCACGAUGAACCCAUAUUUGGUAGAGAUAAGUCUCUCUCGCAACCCGUGGUCGUGCGAUUGUCAAUACAUGCACAAAUUUCGAAAUUGGUUCAAAAACAACAUAGGAAAAGUGGAAGAUGCUGACAAGAUCACUUGCAUAUUUGACAAUAUUACAAAUGCCGUAGGACCUCUCAUGUCCGAUUUUAACUCAACGAUAUGCACUAGCCAUGUAGGUGGAAGCUCUUCCAUCAUAGAAAAUCAAGUUAUAAAUGAUUACCUACCAUUAUUGUUGAUAUCCCUCUGUGUAUUUGUUAUAAGUUCUGCCCUAAUAUGCGGAGUAUUCUAUUGGCGACGUGAGCUCCGUGUUUGGAUUUACUAUCAUUGUGGAUUUCGUAUGUGUUACAAAAGUACAGCUUUUGACGACGAAGCAGACAAAGAUCGCCUCUUUGACGCCUACAUAAGCUACAGUGUGAAAGAUGAGGCAUUCGUCGCUCAAAUGUUAGCGCCCGGCCUAGAAUCCACGGAUCCUAGUUUCCGCCUAUGCCUGCACUAUCGAGAUUUUAACGCUUCGGCAUACGUCGCAGAUACAAUAAUAGAGGCAGUAGAAUCAUCAAAAAGAACGAUCAUAGUGCUAUCUAAGAAUUUCAUCAACAACGAAUGGUGUCGUUUCGAAUUCAAGACGGCACUACACGAGGUACUGAAAGAGAGACGUAGAAGACUGAUAAUAAUAUUGUUAGGCGAGAUGCCGAAUAGAGACAUCGAUCCGGAGCUGCGGUUGUGUUUGAAAGCUAACACGUGUAUAGAAUGGGGAGAUAGACAAUUUUGGCAAAAAUUGAGGUUCGCGAUGCCGGACUUGAGGAAGUGUCAGUAUCACCGUUCGACUGUGAAUAUUUACGCGUCGGUGUCGCCGGUGGGGGCCGGGCGGGCGCCGGCGCCGCCCCCGCCGCCGCCGCCGGGCAAACUCCCUCCUCUGUUGGGCGACGGGCUGGCCCUCUCGGCCGGCAUGCACGCACGCGAUCCGCACCCGCACCGAUUGCCGCCGCACGCGCAGCUCUGGGCGUAGCGUAUGCUCCAACGCAGGUAAACUUUGCUCUUACUCGCAACGCUUAAGCGUAUUAGUCCAACACAAAGUGAUAAUUGUUUGUAAGUUGUUCCAUAUUAUAUUUAUUGUGUAAUUUUAAGAUAUUUACAUCUAAUUUGCAUUUUAUUUGUAUACUUAAGACGCUAGUUUUGUUUAAGUUGAAACGGAUUAUUUUCCUGAUUUCUGCGAUAUUAGUACGGUUUAGUAGAUAGUUAACUGAUACGAUAAUGUAAAUAUUUAUUGUACAAAACACUCCGAUCGCUUAAAUUAUUAUAAUACCAAAGUUUAAAACUUAUUAUGUACAGAUGCAUUUAUAUUAAUUUGUUAAACAAGACAUUGUCACAAAAAGACUGUAAAUAAAUACC
This is a messenger RNA of Hyposmocoma kahamanoa, 4653 nucleotides long. It is a transcript of the gene Toll-6, whose product is annotated as toll-like receptor 6. The coding region runs from base 428 to 4270 and encodes 1280 amino acids. NCBI's taxonomy places the organism in Eukaryota, Metazoa, Arthropoda, Insecta, Lepidoptera, Cosmopterigidae. The transcript has a single exon. Gene Ontology annotation, molecular function: protein binding. Gene Ontology annotation, biological process: signal transduction. The record is from RefSeq and is a predicted model, not a curated record.